Molecule: messenger RNA, 1485 nt
Organism: Mytilinidion resinicola
Lineage: Eukaryota; Fungi; Ascomycota; Dothideomycetes; Mytilinidiales; Mytilinidiaceae
Exons: 5
Coding region: 1-1092 (363 amino acids)
Source: RefSeq, a predicted model, not a curated record
AUGCCUUUUUCUUUCGCUGAGAACCCGCAGGGCACCAUCUACUUCUCCAUCUGUUGUUUCUUUCAAGUGCUGUCGUUUGCCGCAACAGGAUUGCGGCUAUGGGGACGAAAACUCCAGCGGAUACCGCUGCAGGUCAACGACUAUGCCAUCCUGGCUGCCCUGGCUUUGACAGUCGCCAACAUCGGCGUAUUGGGCGCAUCCGUCAGACAUGGAAUGGGCGUCAACAUCGCGAAGGUGGGCCCCGAAGAUCUGGUCACUUUUGUCAAGCUGCAGACCGUUAUUACCGUGACCUGGGAGUGGGCUAUUUUCGCCAUUAGGAUCUCGAUACUCGACCUCUACAUCAAGAUUUUCCGCAUCCCAUGGUUCAUCAAAGUCUGCUAUGCUUACCUGGCAUUCCAAGUCGCCUUCAUCCUCUCCAUGUUCUUAACCACCAUGCUGCUCUGCAGACCUUUCAGGUACCAGUGGGACAAGACGGUUCCAGGCGGCGUCUGCGGAGACCUGAUUGCCAGCUACUAUGCCACUCACAUCACCAUCCUGCUCACCGACGUGAUCACCGCCGUCCUCCCCAUCCCCGUUCUCUGGAAACUCAAUAUGAACACCCGGAAAAAGAUUGGCAUCUCUCUCAUGUUCAUGCUCGGAACCGUCAUCGUCACCUUCAACAUCAUCCGCCUCGCGUGGACCGAUAAAGUCAAGAGCCCAGACAUAACCUACGCCUACGCCAUCCUCUUCUGCUUCAGCGAGCUCGAGAUCCAGCUCGGGCUGAUCCUCGCCUCGGUGCCUCUCAUGCAGCCGGUCCUGCACAAGUAUCUGGGCGUCGGGUUCCCCGGCAAAUCUCCCACAGCCCGCUCGCACAACAAAAGCGGCGCCAGCACCAAUCCGAUCCAGCUGGGGACAAUUGGGUCGACCCGCACCCGCAAGUACAAUAACAUCCUGGAGACGGAAAGUGCCCGGGAGUUCGAUUUAGAUGAGGAGGACGAGGGGGAUGCGGAGAGUGCCAGCCGCAUCUCCCCUAACCUCGGCAAGAUUUCUGUCACGCUGGACUGGGAGAUCAGACAUGAGACUGGUCCUGGUCAGGAGAAGAUGACGCGUUGAUGUUGGUCUAUUUGUUGGCAGCGAGCAUAGCGUUAUCUGGGUGGGAUUUUCCUAUAAAAGUUAUAGAUGUAACAGUACGGACUUGGUUACAGGAGCAGGCUCUAUUUGAGGCUACAAGAAUAUUACCUUUGUAAGCUAAGGAGGGAAGAGUUGCAAAGAGCAGAGGUUUUGCCUUAGCUUGAUCAGAACCGCCUGGGCGUGGGUGUUCCUUGAGAAGGUGCUGGGCCUGAUCUGGACCCGACACCAUAGGUGAUCCAACAGCGUUCCGAAGGGCUUGCAGUGGAAAGACGUGCCCUUUUGUAUGAUAGAACAUACCAGGAGCCCCAAAACUCCAUGCCCUCAGCACUGCCUUGCUGCCAGAGUUACCGUUAUAUUAAAAUAAAUCACUUGAAC